AUUAGUAAUUAUUACUAUUUGAAACAAAAAUUGUUGCUAUAUAAAAUGCUGAUAAGAACUAAAUAUCACGAGAUAAAGUAAGUAAGUCCUUUUUGAGACUUUAGGCUAAUAAAAUCAUUCUAUUUGAUCAUGAAUGUGAGAUAAGGUAAAAUUACCAAGUGAGAUUAAGUUGUGCGUUCGAGUUAGUAAUGUCACCGACAUACAGUUACACUUUGUCUCAAUUGUGAACAACAACUUAUACUGCCGUGUCAUCUGUGUAAUCGACUCAUGAAACAGGAAAAAAAAUAAAAUAUAACUUUGUGGAAGUCAAGAUUCGACAAGGAAAUUUCGGGUUUUUAUGCGGCCGUAAACCGUUUCGCACAUACAAUCUACAGACAUUAUUGCACAAAUGUCGGGAAUGACAAUUUGAAUAUUUCUCGCGAACAAACAAUUUAAAAACUCUAGUAUUUGCGUAUUUUUCGUCGUAAGUUAAAAAUCGUGCAAUUUUCGUAAUUCAAGCGACUGGCAUCGUGAGCGCACGUCGCGAAAACGCGUGUCGCAAAAGCGUCGAGAAAUGGCAACGUUAGAAGAUAAAAGUCUUAGAGAAGUAAUCGCUGUAAAAAAUUCGACAAAAAUAAUGAAAAAAAUCGAGCAAUCGGACACCGAGCCGUUAAAAAUAAAAACUUACAAAAAAAGAUGGCUAAUACUCGCUAUUUUCAUGAUUUAUACCUCAUCAAGUACUUGUCAGUGGAUAGAAUACUCGAUUAUAACUAACAUAGUUACAAGAUAUUACCAAGUGUCUUCGUUAAUGGUUGACUGGACCUCAAUGUCAUUUAUGAUAUGUUACGUGAUAUUCAUAUUCCCAGCGACAUAUGUGGCCGACAGAUACAGUCUACGCUGUACCGCUAUCUUGGCAACCGGCAUGACCUGCUUGGGUUCCUGGAUAAAAACUUUUUCUGUUAGUUUUAAUCAUUUUAAAAAUUCUUGAUGUUUUUUAUUUCUUUUUUUUUUUUUAAUUUGCGCGCUUUCCUUAUUCUUUACUUUAAUAUUACCGUCGCCGGGACGUUUGGCCGCGCAAUGGUUUCCCGCCAGCGAACUAUCGACUGCCACGUCUCUGGGUAUUUUUGGCAUACAAUUAGGAGUGGCACUGGGCUUUCUCCUGACACCGGUAAUAGUGAAAAAUCACGAAAACUUGGACGAAGUCGGCAGCGAUCUGUCACGUUUAUGUUGGAUCGUUGCAAUCGUCAGCACAGUUGGAUUUCUUCUAGUGCUUCUAUUAUUUCAGAACGAACCAAAAUUACCGCCGAGCGAAAUGCGCGCGCUGCAAAAACUAAAUCAGAGAAAGAAAGGUGAGGAAUUUGUCGGGCCAAUUAAAAAGCUCUGCAAAAACAAAAACUUUAUCAUUCUCUGCAAUUCCUACGGUCUGAACAUCGGCAUGUUGAAUGUCCUCGCAACGUUGCUGAAUCAAAUAUUCCUCGCGCAUUUCGAGAACGGCGAAGAGGACGCGGGUAGAAUUGGCUUGGCUUUAAUUCUCACUGGCAUGGCCGGUUCCGUUACUUUCGGCAUCGUCCUUGACAAAACGCACAAGUUCAAAGAAACCGCGGUGGCUGUAUACUUUUUCUCAUUAUGCGGUCAGAUAUUAUUCGCGGUGUUCACUUGUUUCGCCAUUAAAUGGAUGGUAUACGUGUCGGCGAUCUUUCUAGGAUUCUUCAUGUCGGGAUAUUUGUCGUUGGGAUACGAUUUGUGCACCGAAUACACGUAUCCGGAAUCGGAGAACAUAUCUGCUGGAAUUCUUAACAUAACGAACAACGCUUACGGCGUCAUAUUUACCGUAGCAAUGGGAUUGUUAUUACAAGCUUAUGGCGAUAUUCCGGUGCACAUAAGCAUAUUCGUGUUUCUAUUAAUCGGUUUUAUCUUAACCAUAUUGACGGAAGAUGAACAAAAACGACAGGAUGCGAGAAGACAAAUUCAGUACGAAGGAGUUGCAAAGACUGAAAAAGACAAUAUCGACGACGUUCAAGAAAUCAAGCCACGAUCAAUUAACUCGUAACGUUAAUUAAUGAGUGACACGUCAAAUUUUUGGUGCGUUUUAAUAAAUAAUAAUUUUUAUGUGGACAUUUCAAAAAAUGAUAAAAAAAAAAAACAAAUGCGAAUAUAAAAGCCAUAUAUAAUAUGCCAAUGUAAAUUGGUAAACAAAUAUAUUUUAGACGCACAAUGUUCAAAUGUAGUACAUUUUUAAAACAAUAUAUAUUUAAAAAACAACCGAAAAAAAAGAUUGCAAAAUAUAAAACUAAAAAAUUAUAUGCAAUAUUGUGAAAAUGUAUUGCAAGCCGAAAGGCCAUCAAUAAAUAAAC
Pseudomyrmex gracilis is the source of this 2333-nucleotide messenger RNA. Its product is annotated as feline leukemia virus subgroup C receptor-related protein 2-like. NCBI's taxonomy places the organism in Eukaryota, Metazoa, Arthropoda, Insecta, Hymenoptera, Formicidae. Gene Ontology annotation, cellular component: membrane. The transcript has 7 exons. Gene Ontology annotation, molecular function: heme binding; heme transmembrane transporter activity. Gene Ontology annotation, biological process: heme export; transmembrane transport. The record is from RefSeq and is a predicted model, not a curated record.